UAUGCAUAUCUUUAAUGUGAAGUGCAUUUUCUUUGACAAUCUUUCUACUUCUCCUUUUUGUGAUAUUAUCGAAGAAAAAAAAAGGAAUCUUGAUAGUAUGUAUAACAUUUGAUUGUCUGAGUUAAUGCUUAUUACACUUAUUAGUUCCUUGGUAAAGGAGAUUGUUUUAUUUAAUAUAAAUACAACGCAGGAAUUAAUUGUUACUUUAUCUCUCUUUUUAUCUAAUUUAUAUUUAAUAAUGCGUGGAACAGUAGUUUUUAGCAUAGCAAUUAUUAGCUCCUUUAUCAAUUUCACUUAUGCUUCAAAUGUUGCAGAUGGUUUAUCAAAUAUACGUCCUGACACUGCUAUCCAAAAUAUUGAUCCAACUAUAGGAAAGGUAACUAAUGUGCUUGAUGCCGCUAGUGAUGCUUUACGAAGUACUUCAUCUUCUGGUGAUCCUGCUCGUAAUUUGGCGAGUAAAAAGAAAAAAAGAGCUGUAAACAGAGGAAAGAGAAAUCUUGUACCUGGAGUGAAUGAAAUCACUGAAAAUAUGGAUGUUCCUUUUUCUGGAAUUUUUAAUAGUGGAAGUGUUUCUCAAUCAAGGGGUACUAUGCAAUCAUCAGGUAGUGUUAGACAGACUACUGGAAAUACAUUCUCUCAAGGAACUCAGCUUGAUGGAACAGGUAUUGAUCAAAUUUUAGGCAAACGUGAGCCUCCUUCUACACCUCCUGCCUCUAAGGCAAACAGUGGUGAUCUAUUAGGUACAAAUCAAAUCACUUCUAAUAUCCCCAUUGUUGGAAAACUUUUGUCUGAUCCUAGUAGUGCACUCUCACAAACUGGUAAAAUCCCCCUAGCUAGUGAUAUUCUUUCUGGAAAAACUGAAUCUGUAUCUUCAAAACCCUCUACAGGAACACCACAGGUCCCCGUUAAAAGAAGUAUCGUCCAUAACCGUCGUAAUCUCGAUGCUAUCCUUAGUCCCGUAUUAGGAAACAAAAUGAUUGGUGGUAUUCUUCAAGGGAAAAAAAAGACAACACCCGAUCAAACUACUAAUACGCCUGCUGCACCUGUGAAUAGACCUAUUAAACAAAUCUCUGUAAACCGUGCUGGGAAAAGAUCAUUUAAGCGUCGUGAUACACAUUUACCAGAGACUGUUUCUAAUAUGAGUAAAAACAUUUUAACUUACGAUACUAAUGAAAUCAAAAAAUCUGUAAAAGAAACAGUCAAUCGAACCUAGUUUUUUAUAUACUCUUAACCCAUAUACUUAUUGUUAAUUCUUAUAAAUAUUAAUCUUUUUAUCAAAAUAAAAAUAGCUUACAGAAAAAAAAAAAGUUUC
Cokeromyces recurvatus is the source of this 1312-nucleotide messenger RNA. RefSeq lists its product as uncharacterized. The record is from RefSeq and is a predicted model, not a curated record. Lineage: Eukaryota; Fungi; Mucoromycota; Mucoromycetes; Mucorales; Mucoraceae. The transcript has a single exon. The coding region runs from base 125 to 1213 and encodes 362 amino acids.